AUGCUGUCCAAGGUCAUGCUCUGCGCCCUCGUGGGGUCGAUGGCCGCAGCCUCUCCUAUCAACUUCAGGAGCUUUUUCGAUGAUUCUAUUGUCAUCCACGACGUCCCCGUAAAAAUGGCACCAUCUCGAGACGACACUAUCGUCAUCCACGAUGUCCCGGUAGCGAACUUCAGCGAUGACACGAUUGUCAUCCAUGAUGUGCCGGUACGGGCGAGUACGGAGACUUAG
Anthostomella pinea is the source of this 228-nucleotide messenger RNA. The record is from the annotation of a GenBank genome assembly. NCBI's taxonomy places the organism in Eukaryota, Fungi, Ascomycota, Sordariomycetes, Xylariales, Xylariaceae.